AUGAAAGGCAACCCUUCUGCAAUGUGUGUUUUAUUGUAUAUUUUCCUUGGCUCAUUAUCUGUUGUCACAGUAUGUGGAAACCUUCUUGUAAUAAUCUCCAUAAUCUAUUUCAAACAGCUCCACAGUCCUACUAACUCUCUCAUUCUCUCUCUGGCUGUGGCUGACCUGCUUGUUGGUGUUGUAGUUUUUCCUGUCAGCAUGGCAUUUACUGUAACCUCGUGUUUUUAUUAUAAAAAUAUAUUUUACAGAUAUUAUGCAGUGUGUCAGCCUCUGAUGUACAGAACUAAGAUAAAUGUUAACGUUGUCAUGGUCAUGAUCCUGCUCAGCUGGGGUGUUUCUGUUCUAAUUGCCAUUGGCUUUAUGAUUCCAGAUUUAAAACAUGAAAAAUGUGAAGAAAAUUGUUUUAUUGAUGCCCUACUUGCAAACAUUUUGGGACCCGUCUUCGCAUUUUAUCUACCAGUGAUUGUAAUGCUCUGUAUCUACCUAAAGAUUUUCCUUGUUGCACAGGAACAGGUACGCAGCAUCCAGAAUAACACCUGUCAGAGUAAAAAGUCUGGAGCAACUGUCAGUAAGAUGGAGAGAAAGGCCACUAAAACUCUUGCGACCGUUUUGGGAGUUUUCCUGAUGUGUUGGACUCCUUUCUUUCUCUGUUUUAUCUCUCAGCUUUUGCCCCAUGUGUCAGUGCCACUUCCAUUGUUUGAAACACUUAACUGGCUUGCACUGUUAAACUCCAUGCUCAAUCCAUUUAUUUAUGCAUUCUUUUACAGCUGGUUCAGAUCAGCUUUCAGAAUGAUCGUUUCUGGGAAAAUAUUUCAAGGUGAUUUUUCUAACACAAAACUGCUUUGA
Perca fluviatilis (European perch) is the source of this 846-nucleotide messenger RNA. Its product is annotated as trace amine-associated receptor 1-like. Bases 1 to 846 code for a protein of 281 amino acids. NCBI's taxonomy places the organism in Eukaryota, Metazoa, Chordata, Actinopteri, Perciformes, Percidae. Gene Ontology annotation, biological process: G protein-coupled receptor signaling pathway. Gene Ontology annotation, molecular function: trace-amine receptor activity. The record is from RefSeq and is a predicted model, not a curated record. The transcript has 2 exons. Gene Ontology annotation, cellular component: membrane.